AAGACGUGACAGAAAGGGCACAGUAUCGAGUGCAACAUCGAAGCAUCCUCAUCUUCUGGGAUAUUAGUACAAAUUGAAUUCAUUUUCAAAUUCAACAUGAAGUUCUUGGUGAUCGUUUUUGUGGCCCUUAUCGCCGUUGCUUCCGCGCUUCCUCAAUUUGGAUUCGGAGGAUUCGGAGGAUUCGGUGGCCAACAGCAGCAACAAGAAGGAUUCGGAGGUGGUGGCUUCGGAGGCUUCGGACAGCAGCAACAGCAGCAGGAAGGUUUCGGAGGUUUCGGCGGAUUUGGAGGAUUCGAGCAGCAGCAGCAGCAGCAAGGAGGCUUCUUCUAAGGCUGUUACUUUAGUUCCUCAACUAAAAAUUAAAAUAAAUUAUUUGAACGUAUUAGUAUAACAAACACAAAA
Molecule: messenger RNA, 402 nt
Organism: Drosophila mauritiana
Lineage: Eukaryota; Metazoa; Arthropoda; Insecta; Diptera; Drosophilidae
Product: heterogeneous nuclear ribonucleoprotein A1
Exons: 2
Coding region: 97-330 (77 amino acids)
Source: RefSeq, a predicted model, not a curated record